This is a messenger RNA of Pteropus alecto (black flying fox), 3405 nucleotides long. It is a transcript of the gene LPGAT1, whose product is annotated as lysophosphatidylglycerol acyltransferase 1. The record is from RefSeq and is a predicted model, not a curated record. The transcript has 8 exons. Gene Ontology annotation, molecular function: acyltransferase activity. NCBI's taxonomy places the organism in Eukaryota, Metazoa, Chordata, Mammalia, Chiroptera, Pteropodidae. Gene Ontology annotation, cellular component: endomembrane system. The coding region runs from base 704 to 1852 and encodes 382 amino acids.
ACCCGGUCCACACCCGCGGAAACCGCUGCGGGCUCCACCCGCCCCCUGAGCGCUGUCGUCGCCUCGCUUCCUCGCUUCUUCCAUCAUGCCCCGCUCCCCGGGCCUCUGGUCGAAGACUUUAUUCCCUCCAUCCCCGGCCCCUUUGCCUUCACCUCCUUCGGGCUUUUGCUCCCCUCCCCCUACUCCUGUUCUUCCUCCCUUUUGCCCCCACUCUCUUCCUCUCACCUUCCUGCCCUUUUUCUAGGCCACUCUCUCUCUCUCUUUUUUUUCUUAAAUAAGGGAAAACAAAAACCCCCUUUGCCUCAAAUGAACAUUUUAAGUGUAACUCCUCGUUUUGCUAAUGCGAGAGACCUUAGGAAGGAAUGAAUCAACGUGCAGGAAUGGUGGUGGACAGGGUACCAGGUUCCCGGUAUCUGGGAAAUCUGACUCAGAGGUCCAUGUUUCAGUCUUCUUGUCCCUCGUGUCGUCGAUUUGGAGAAACCGAUGGUGUCUAAAGCAAGUGGGUCUGUUUUUCUUCCUUAAAGUCCAACAGAAGACUGCAGUGAGACGCGCUGCGGGGACGGCCACCGAUUAGUUAGUGGGAAUAGCAUUAUCAUUUGCUAAAUAUAUUAUGACAUACCCUGUGCCUCUGUGAACAGCUCCCUUGACCUUGUGCGGCUCCUCCUCCCUCGCUCUCUGUCCCCCUCUGGAAUUUCCCGGCGAGAUGACCGAGAAAGACCGGACGGACUCCAAUGUGAGAAUGGCUGUGACUUUGGAAGAAGCUCCGUGGCUGGGCUGGACCUUAGUGAAAGCCCUGAUGAGAUUUGCCGUGAUGGUCGCCAGCAACCUGGUUGCAAUUCCAUCCUACAUCUGCUAUGUAAUUAUACUUCAGCCCCUUCGUUUGCUGGACAGUAAGAGCUUCUGGUAUAUUGAAGGAAUCAUGUAUAAAUGGCUUUUAGGAAUCGUGGCUUCCUGGGGAUGGUAUGCUGGAUAUACAGUGAUGGAAUGGGGAGACGAUAUUGAAGCGGUCUCAAAGGAUGAAGCUGUAAUGUUGGUGAAUCAUCAAGCAACGGGAGAUGUGUGUACGCUGAUGAUGUGCCUCCAGAACAAAGGACUGGUUGUUGCUCAAAUGAUGUGGUUGAUGGAUCAUAUUUUUAAGUACACAAACUUUGGAAUAGUUUCUCUAAUUCAUGGAGACUUCUUCAUAAGACAGGGAAAAUCUCAUCGUGACCAACAACUUCUUCUUCUCAAGAAGCACCUAGAAAAUAAUUACAGGAGUAGAGAUCGAAAGUGGAUUGUUCUGUUCCCAGAAGGGGGCUUCCUCAGGAAGAGGCGAGAAACAAGUCAGGCAUUUGCUGAGAAAAAUAACUUGCCAUUUCUUAAGCAUGUCACUCUGCCAAGGAUUGGGGCAACGAAAAUUAUUUUGAGUGCACUUGUAGCACGACAGGAAAAUGGAAGUCCAGCAGGAGGAGAUGCUAAAGAAUUAGACAGCAAAUCAAAAGGCCUCCAGUGGAUAAUAGAUACAACCAUAGCAUAUCCUAAAGCUGAACCCAUAGAUAUUCAGACCUGGAUCCUUGCAUACAGGAAACCAACAGUCACACAUGUACAUUACAGGAUCUUUCCAAUUAAAGAUGUACCCCUGGAGACUGAUGACCUUUCUGACUGGCUUUAUCAACGUUUUAUUGAAAAAGAGGACCUCUUGUCACAUUUUUAUGAAACAGGGGCUUUUCCACCUCCCAAGGGCCACAAGGAAGCCGUUUCCAGAGAGAUGACCCUCAGCAAUAUGUGGAUCUUUCUCAUACAAUCUUUUGCAUUUUUGUCAGGUUACAUGUGGUACAACGUCAUUCAGUAUUUUUACCAUUGCCUGUUUUAGGAACUGACUUGGACUUGUCAAGGUCACCAUAGGAGUUCAGACUUCCAUGAGUGUGCAUUAUUCAACAUGUGCAAAUCAGAAUAUAAAAAUAAGCAAAGGAAAUUCCAUGGAUGGAUUCAUGUUUAUCCCCCUUUGGGAUAUUUUAAAACUGCUAAAACGAGGAUGAGUAAUAUAAUGACCUGCUACUAUGUUUUAAGGACUUUCCAUGUUUUAAAGAGGUACACUCUACCACAAAUUUUAGUAAACAUCACAUUUGGAGAAGACGAAAUCAUAAAAUCAUCCUAGAAGACCGAGAGAAAUUCUUUUGCCACCAGAUAUACUUGAUUAUCUAGUUCAAGCUCAGAAAGUUGUAUUUGUGCUCUUAGCUAGGCGUCUCCAUCAGGGCAGUGCUGUAGAGCCCUCGCCUCCACAACUCAGCUGUGUCACUAGGAACCUCGAGGGCGUUGGUUUGUUACCUUCUGAAGAACUGUUUUCCUGUCAUUUGCAAGUGACACUCUGGUCCUCAGCAACUGAAGUUCAGUGUCAGGCGUGCCCUAGAGAGGGAAGCAGUAUCCGAUGGACACGUCCGGUACUAGAACGUGCUCCAUAACGAGGCUGGCUAGCUCAGGCCGACACCGUGUUUACAUGCGCUGGUGCUUUCCCUUGUGGGAGGGGGUCACUUGAUUUCUCCUUUUGUAUGGAAGGCAUAUUGUAGACUGAUAACUGUCUUUUACAAAAUGCACUUUUAUCAGAUGCAUAUAUAGCAAAGGAUUUGUAAUGUAGCCUGAAAACAAACGUAAGCAUAAUCAGUGAGUGGGAUUCUUGAGAGGCUGUCUUGUCUGCGUGUUUAUCUGUGUGCUGAUGCUUUUCCGUGCCACCCUUACAUGGACACCACCAAGGUGAGGCUUCUGUCUAGCUCAGAAGCUUUGCCAUUUUUUAAUUUUGGCAUAUUAGUGCCAAAUGCAUUUGGGGAUGGUUGAAACAAAAUGCAAAACAUUUAAAUGAUCCAUAUCAGGUAAAAUAGGCUAGUUUAUUAGAAAAAUAAGAGCUAGAGCCAAACACUGGCUUAAAAUGGUGACAAGUUCUCACAUGGCACCCCAGAACCUGGCGCACUAAGGAGCUACACGUGACAGAGUGGUGUGACCCGGAGUGAGACCAGCACACAAGGUUUUCCUGUUUCUUCCAGUUGCUUUUGAAGAGGAUAAAGUCAAGUCUAUAUUUAGAAAACUUUUUUUUUUUUUUUUGUAUUUAUCACUAUGUUCAUGCAAUUUACCUCAUAGUAGAACCAAACUCUUCUCAAAAAGUGCUGGCACUGCAUCGUCCAUCACCUGCACCCCUGUGUUGAGACAGAGAAUGGUCUUUUGGUUUGGGAUUGUAAGACUAUUAAGAUCCUAGUGAGUCAUUAGUAGUUUUCUGUGACAUGAGCAUUGUAGAUUCCUCUGUCGUUGUUAAUCAUACAAAUGACAAUUUUGAGAAGUUGGCCGGAAAAUAAAAGUAAAAGCUGAUGUUUUCUGUUUUUAAAUAAACCAAAAAAAACUGAGAAGGUAUGAAUUUUCUCCCAGUUAUGUGGGAAA